UUCUUUUGACGUGGAAAUUAAAGUAAGAUUUCAUGAUUGAAGGCAAAACAACAAAAAUUAUUUAACGAAUGCUUCUGUGUCUAACUUUGACUUAUGGAGAUAUUAUAGCAGAUGUUCACGUGAUAUAACCAAAGAGGUGUUAUAAAGCAAAGGUAAAGAAAAACACAGAACCCAAAAGGACAACACAUUAACACGGCAUGAGAUAUUAUUUGAUACUUAUACCGCCAACGUUGAUAUCAUUAUGGACAAUAUUUCAAGUGUUGAGCGGUGCUUUAACCCGGCCUCGAUACGUCCACAAGUUUUUUCUGAUCGUAAACCAUUCAGCAUUGUUUAAAGAUUUGAUAUCAGAAAACUUUGAGAGAAGUAGAUUACAAGACUCAUUUUCAACAAAGAAAGAAAGCCUCUCAACGAUAAUUCCUAAGAAAGAAAAUAGUACAGCAUGGAAAAGUGCUGUGCAGACCGUCGUGAAUUGCUCAAAAGAUGGAAAAAAUCUUGUUGGUGAGUUGCGGAUUGAUCAAAGUAUCGUAAAGAGAAUGGAAGAUCUGGAAAAAUUAUUUUCCGUUCAAUAUGGAGGAUGGGUCAACAAUGGAGGGGAAUGGAAACCUGAAAACUGCAGAGCUAAGAAAGUAGCAAUUAUUCUUCCGUAUCGUAACCGUUAUGAACAACUGAAGAUAUUCCUUCGUCAUCUUCAUCCAAUAUUAAAAAGACAACUACUGGAUUACAGAAUAUUCAUCAUUGAACAGAAUGGAACUACGAUAUUUAACCGUGCUAUUCUGUUUAACAUCGGUUUCAUGGAGGCCCAGAAGUUCAACAAUUAUCAGUGUUUCAUAUUUCAUGAUGUUGACUUACUACCGGAAGAUGACCGCAAUAUGUACAACUGCGUAACGUCGCCACGUCACAUGUGCCCAGCGGUGGACAAGUUCUUUUAUAAGUUGCCAUACCAUGACAUCUUCGGUGGAGUUGAGGCGAUAUGGAAGCAACAUUUUGAGAAAGUGAAUGGUUUCUCCAACAAAUAUUGGGGAUGGGGAGGUGAAGAUGACGAUCUUUAUCACAGAUGCACGGCGAAAGGUCUAAAGCUUACAAGACCAAGUAUGAAAAUUGGUCGCUACAAGAUGCUUAAGAAAUAUCAUUAUGUUGACAGCAGAAAGAACCAGGGAAGGACACGGCAAUUGCUGAAUAACGCUGUAUCAAGAAUGAAAUACGAUGGCCUAAACACUUUGAAAUACAACUUACUCCAAACAGAAAGCUUACCCUUGUACACUCAUAUCAGAGUUGCUGUCAAUCAUAAGGAGGUUUAGCUGAUAGGAAAAUGAAUUUAAACAAUAGCACAAGAUGAAACUUCAUUAAGAGAACGCAAUAUAUAAGACGUAAUUUGUACUUCCUUUAUUUUAUU
This is a messenger RNA of Dendronephthya gigantea, 1393 nucleotides long. RefSeq names its product beta-1,4-galactosyltransferase 1-like. Gene Ontology annotation, biological process: carbohydrate metabolic process. Gene Ontology annotation, molecular function: glycosyltransferase activity. Lineage: Eukaryota; Metazoa; Cnidaria; Anthozoa; Malacalcyonacea; Nephtheidae. The coding region runs from base 198 to 1298 and encodes 366 amino acids. The record is from RefSeq and is a predicted model, not a curated record. The transcript has 8 exons.